CCGGAUCGGAUCUUGCCUUGGAGCGCAAGGGGCGGCAGGCGCGCAGCGUUGCGCACGGGUCCGCGGGAGAAAGAGGAAGGAUCCGGGGCGCGUCUGGCUGCUGGGAAGCUGCCUCCCGAGGAGGAGCAGGAUCAGCGGCGUCCGCCUCUUCCUCCGACCAGCAGUGCGAGGAGCCGGCGAUCGCGGGCGCAAGAUGCGCGCCUAGGCUGCUGCUGCUAGCGCCCCCUCCGCCUCCUCCUCCCUUUUGCGCUCCGGGCGCAAGAAGCGCGCGAUGGCCGCGGCGGAGGCGCUGGCGGGUCUGGCGGGUCUGGCGCUGGGCCUCUACGCCUUGCUCUAUUACAACUUCAUCAAAGGGGCCCCGUGCAAGAACGAGACCAGCCUGCGGGGCAAGACGGUGCUGAUCACGGGUGGAAACACUGGGAUUGGAAAGGCAACGGCCCUGGAUCUGGCCCGGAGGGGAGCCCGUGUCAUCCUAGCUUGCCGGGACAGAGAGCGAGGAGAAUCUGCCGUCUAUGACAUCAAGAGGGAAAGUGGGAACAAUGAAGUUCUCUUCAUGAGCCUGGACUUGGCCAGCUUCAAGUCAGUGAGAGCUUUUGCAGCGGCUUUCUUGAGCUCUGAGCCCCGCCUUGACAUUCUCAUCAACAAUGCAGGUGUCAGGACUGGAAGCCGAAGCAGCGACGGCUUGAAUUUGGCUUUCCAGGUGAAUCACUUGAGUCAUUUCCUUCUGACCCACCUCCUCCUGGAACGGAUGAAGCAGUGUGCGCCCAGCCGUGUGGUGGUGGUGGCUUCCAGUGGACACCGGUGGGGGAAGAUUGACUUUCAGAACAUCCACAAGCCAGUGGAUGGGCAGUCGCCAGGGGUCCAGUCCUACAGGAACAGCAAACUGGCCAAUAUGCUGUACACCCGGGAGCUCGCCAAUCGACUGGAAGGGACGAACGUUACCUGCUACGCGGUCCAUCCAGGGCUUGUUAACACUGAAUUAUUCCGUCACAUGUCGAUCUGGCUGAAGCCUUUUUUCUGGCUCUUCUUCCGAGACGCGACCAGCGGAGCUCAGACGUCCAUCUACUGUGCCACUGAGGAAGGCAUUGAGAAGUACAGCGGGCGCUAUUUUGCCAAUUGCAGGCUGCAUGACCCCAAGCCACAUGCCCGGGAUGACGCCGUGGCCAAGAAACUUUGGGAAGUCAGCGAGAGGAUGGUGGGGCUGGCAAACUAGGCUGCGGUGUUUUUCAAAGAGGGCUCACCUCCAUUGAAUGGAUGCCUGUGCAGAACCAUCCAUGAAAUCGAGGAAUACUUUAAAGUCAAAGUGUGGCAUCACAUGGCAGGGUUCUAAAGUGUUCCCCUGAGCGCUCUUAGGUUGUCCACGGUUUCUCUCCUUUUUUGUUGCCUGGUGAUCACAGCGGGUUGGCCAUUGGUGGAGAUCUUUGCAGCUGUCUCUCUCUUUUUCUUUUGGUAAAGGGUGUCCCCCACCCCAUUUUACAAUGUAUAUAAAGGAAAAAGAACAGUGGCAACAGGGGGGAAAUGAAGAGAUGAAAAACGAAAACUAUAAAACGGUACAGUUGCACGUGGGCCAAAGCAGCAAAGUCCAAGUCAAGGCUAUUGGUGCCGUCAGAUCAUCAGGUCCGGUUCCAGACUUGCCAAGCCUGUGAGGAAGGUUGCCUUGAAAGUCGCCCAUUGCAAAUGUCGCAAAGGAACGCCAAAUCUUACCAAAAGUGCCUGGAGGCUCUAGUCCCUGUUGAAGUCUCAAAUGAUGUGUAAUUUUCUCCAAAUUCGAAAGUGAGUGGUACCAAGCGUCUGGUGUAAUAUUUGCUGUUGUCACUUUGGGGGCCGCCAUAUCCCUCCUCCUCUUUCAUUUUUCCUUUUCUUUUUUUUUUUGUUUACUAGCGGAUCUUUUUAAGGCAAGAGAAGCCACAUGUGUGUCACGGCUGCUGAGCAGACUUUUUAACUGCUUGGAGGUUUUUUCUGCACUCGAGCGGUACAUAAUUUUUAUGAAAUCAAUAAUAAAGAAUGAAUUAAGUUGUUUUGA
Molecule: messenger RNA, 2023 nt
Organism: Podarcis raffonei (Aeolian wall lizard)
Lineage: Eukaryota; Metazoa; Chordata; Lepidosauria; Squamata; Lacertidae
Product: dehydrogenase/reductase SDR family member 13-like
Exons: 5
Coding region: 272-1213 (313 amino acids)
Source: RefSeq, a predicted model, not a curated record